GCUAUCACCUCCGUCGUCUAGUCACCGAGACUCUCACGUCCGAAGAGUGUGACCGAGACUAACGUGACGGAGCGCGAUGGGAGAAGACGGAGCGCGUGAUUGGAUUCGCGGUGACGAGACAGCGAAGCAGAUGCUAUCAAGGGUUCUCAAAGACCGUGCAUUCUUGCUUCUCCCGCCACUUCACCGUGUGCCACUACGCGCCGGAAACGUAGUCGAGGUCACCGGCGCAUCACCGUCUGCGAAAACUCAGAUCCUGAUUCAAGCUGCGAUCACUUGUAUUCUUCCUAAGACGUGGAACGGCAUUCACUAUGGUGGAUUAGGGAAACUUGUUUUGUUCCUCGAUUUGGAUUGCCGCUUUGAUGUUCUCCGUUUAUCUCAAAUGCUCAAGCAUCGUCUUCUUCAAGCUAACCGGAUAGGCAAUGGAACAUGGUGGCAACUUGAAGAGUCAAAUGUAAGAGAUUGCAGAUCUGCACAUGAGAAGUCAAAGACUUCGUUUGAUGAGGAGUUAUAUGUUUCAUGCAUGAAAAGGUUUCUGUAUGUUCGCUGCUAUGAUAGUCUUGAACUUUUGUCCUGUCUCAAGACAUUGGAUUAUCGGAUCCGACAACAGGAAUCAUGUGGUAGUCAAGUCGGAGUGCUUAUGAUUGACAGCAUUGGUGCUUUCCACUGGACUGAUCGUCUGUCGUCGUUAUUGGCGUUGGAGACACAUAACAGGAAAAGUCUCUCUCUUACGAAUGUGGUGGAGACGAUAGUGCAAGAGAUGAAGAAGCUACUGCAGGUGCAUUCACUUGUAGUAAUUGCCACUAAGGCUACAAUUUACGAAGAGAAAUACCCAACAAAUGAGAAUAAUCGGAAGUUCUCCUUAAACGAUGAUUUGUCAGGGAAUGUUGCAAGUAAAGCUCAGCAAAUUCCAUUUCGUGAAUUCAUGCCUUCUUCUUGGCAGGCAUUUGUGACACAUAAGUUAAUCAUACGACAAUCAGCUGAUCAUCAGUCUUUGCAAACAGGACAAGAAAGUUUGUCGGCAUAUUCACUUGAAUGGUUACAACCGCAACUUAGCAGCAUAGACCAAUUCAUAGUAGACGAUUCUGGCAUUGUCAUUGUCUCGUGACUUAGAUUUCUUCUAUUCAGUUUGUAGAAACCAUAAACCAUUGUGAGUUCAAAGUAGCUAAUAGCUGAGCGGUAUGCAGCAAGUCGCCAAAUGUAAAGUUAUUUAUAUAUAUCUUUUAUAUCAGAAAGAGGAAAAAUAAGGACAGCAAAAGUUGAAUCUUUAAAAGUAAAAUUUGUCUUUCUAUUUU
Molecule: messenger RNA, 1292 nt
Organism: Camelina sativa (false flax)
Lineage: Eukaryota; Viridiplantae; Streptophyta; Magnoliopsida; Brassicales; Brassicaceae
Gene: XRCC2
Product: homolog of X-ray repair cross complementing 2 (XRCC2)
Biological process (GO): double-strand break repair via homologous recombination
Cellular component (GO): replication fork; Rad51B-Rad51C-Rad51D-XRCC2 complex
Molecular function (GO): ATP-dependent DNA damage sensor activity; DNA binding; ATP binding
Source: RefSeq, a predicted model, not a curated record